CACAGCACAGUUAUUAAAGCAUUUGAUUGAGGAUCAAUAGUUCAAUACUUCUGUCUCAUCUUUCUGUUCUUCAGUGCCAGUCAAAGCCCGAACAGGAACAGCAGCACACCUGCAUCAGCAUUCAGCAUUCAGCAUUCCGGUUCCGGUAGUGAUGGUCCGACCGGGAAAAAAAAGUUCCAUCCAACCUUUAUUGGUUCGAAACGUGGCAAGAUUAUGAUCCCAAUUGGUUCCUGCUGAUGUGUACAUCUAACGAGGAUUGCCCGCAUACUACGCCGACAACCACAUAAGGCUUAGACCACCUUUAGUUUCGUUGCCUCCCUCCCCCUCUCUCCCUCUCUCUCUCUCUCUCUCUCUCUCUCUCUCUCUCUCCGCCAAAUUCAGAGAAUGUAGUAAGGAGAUGGGAGAAGGACCAACCAACUCUUCCCCUAAAAGAGUCGCCACAAUCCAAAUUUUACUUCGCUUCUGACAUUCCGGCAACUUGGGUCAGAAUUGCCGCCGUGUUCUCGUCGUCUACAAGAAUGGGUGUGCCGAAUGAUGACGUGGUGUUAAUUCAGAAAGGGAAGAAGCCUGGUGAACCAUGCGUUAUCACCGUGAAUUGUCCUGACAAGGCCGGACUCGGAUGUGACCUCUGCAGAAUCAUCCUCGAGUUUGGGCUUUGCAUUACUAGAGGAGAUGUUUCAACCGAUGGAAAAUGGUGCUACAUAUUAUUAUGGGUGGAGCCUCAUCCUGUAUCACUUACUGUUAGAUGGGCAAGUUUGAAAAACCGUCUUCUAUCUGUAUGCCCGUCAUGUUCGGUUUCAUUUUACUUCAAUCAACCCAGUUGCUCUUCUCCUUCCCCGGUUUACCUUUUGAAGUUCUGUUGCCUUGAUCGAAAAGGAUUGCUACAUGAUGUCACUCAGGUCCUGUGCGAGCUUGAGCUUACCAUUCAAAGGGUAAAAGUUAUGACAACCCCAGAUGGCAGAGUCAUGGACCUCUUCUUUAUCACGGAUGGAAUGGAGCUAUUACACACAAAAAGGCGACAGGAUGACACAUGUGAACGGCUCAAUGCCAUUCUUGGAGAGUCCUGUGUCAGCUGUGAGCUCCAGCUGGCAGGACCUGAAUAUGAAAUGCAGCAAGGUGUCUCUUCUAUUUCAUCAGAAGCUGCUGAGGAAUUGUUUAAUUGUGAGUUCUCAGACAAGGAAACUCGCUCUCAAGCUCUUAGUGCAGAUUUGACUAAACUCAAAAAGGCUUGUGUUACAAUAGACAACUCCUUGAGCCCAGCUCAUACCUUGAUUCAAAUGCAUUGUGUUGAUCAAAAGGGUCUUUUAUAUGACAUUAUGAGAACAAUGAAGGAUUGCAAUAUUCAGAUAGCUUAUGGUCGAUACACAUCGAGUACCAAAGGUUACCGGGAUGUAGACCUUUUUGUUCAGCAAAUGGAUGGCAAAAAGAUGGUGGAUCCUGAAAAGCAAAGUGCAUUGUGUUCCCGUUUAAAGGUGGAGAUGCUUCACCCAUUGCGGGUGAGUAUUGCUAACCGGGGACCAGACACUGAACUCUUGGUUGCUAAUCCUGUAGAAUUGUCUGGAAAGGGAAGGCCACGAGUUUUCUAUGAUGUUACUCUUGCUCUAAAGAUGCUAGGGAUCUGCAUCUUCUCGGCUGAAAUUGGAAGGUAUUAUACAUCUGAUCGCCAAUGGGAAGUAUACAGAUUUCUUUUGGAAGAAAGCCACGAGUAUCCAUUGGCAAACAAUCAAACCAGAACUCAGAUUGUAGACAGAGUGAGAAGAACUUUGAUGGGCUGGUAAGCUGAUUUAGUUCUGGUAUCUAGAUCGUGAGAGCCACCAGCACAUUUGAUGUCUCCUUCAGGGUAUCUCUCUAUGAAGAUCUAAAAUCCAUGUGUAUCCUGCUUUUAUCUCUUAUAACAUCUAAAGGCAUAUCGUGUGCAUUCUCAAAUCAUCUUUUUACAGUUGAACUGUUCUCGUAUAUUUUUUAUUCUCCUUGGUACCCAGUCAAGCCAGAACUGCCCCUUUGAGUCAUUUUAUUCUUGUAUAGCAUUGGCAGCACCUUACCACCUUCACAGAA
Messenger RNA from Nelumbo nucifera (sacred lotus), 2055 nucleotides. Its product is annotated as ACT domain-containing protein ACR9-like. The record is from RefSeq and is a predicted model, not a curated record. NCBI's taxonomy places the organism in Eukaryota, Viridiplantae, Streptophyta, Magnoliopsida, Proteales, Nelumbonaceae.